Pollicipes pollicipes is the source of this 1669-nucleotide messenger RNA. RefSeq names its product DCN1-like protein 5. Lineage: Eukaryota; Metazoa; Arthropoda; Thecostraca; Pollicipedomorpha; Pollicipedidae. Gene Ontology annotation, cellular component: ubiquitin ligase complex. Gene Ontology annotation, biological process: protein neddylation. Bases 175 to 912 code for a protein of 245 amino acids. The transcript has 8 exons. The record is from RefSeq and is a predicted model, not a curated record. Gene Ontology annotation, molecular function: ubiquitin-like protein binding; cullin family protein binding; ubiquitin conjugating enzyme binding.
AAGCUACGCAAACGAAGAAGAGGAGAGCGCACGAGGUUUUGUGGCUGAAAGCCACAUCUAAACAGGUGAAGCAGACAUUUCAACACAGCAUCUUAGCUGCAUACGGACCUGGAGCCCUCACAUCUUGACUAUUCAUUUCAGUCACUGAGCCUACGGGGCCCAAGACAGGAGGUCAUGCCGCGCGGGAGAAAGCGGCCUGAGGAACACCAGGACAUGCUCGUGCGACCAGUCACAAAACGGCCUCGUUCCAGCCCCUACUUACAGUGGAGCGGUCGCGGCCGGCCGUCCGGCUUCACGGAGAAGCUGUGCCUCGAGUGGUUCCGGGAGUACACAACCGCUGACGAGCCGGACCUGCUGGGGCCCGAGGGCAUGGAGCGCUUCUGCGAGGACAUCGGCGUCGAGCCCGAGAACGUCGUCAUGCUGGUGAUCGCCUGGCGGAUGGACGCCAAGAACAUGGGCUUCUUCACCGUCCAGGAGUGGCUGCACGGUCUUUCUCAGCUGCAGGCCGACAGCGUGGAUAAGCUGCGCUGUCGGAUCGACUGUCUGCGCGCCCUGCUGGAGCAUCCGGACACAUUCAAGUCCAUAUACCGGUUCGCGUUCGACUUCGCUCGGGACAAGGACCAGCGCAGUCUGGAUAUAGAGAUCGGCCGGGCCCUGCUGCAGCUGCUGCUGGGCAAGAACUGGCCCAUUUACGGCUCCUUCCACAAGUACCUGGAGCGGUGCAAGUACCGCGUUGUCAACAAGGACCAGUGGAACAACAUUCUCGAGUUCUCGCGCACCAUCGCUCCCGACAUGGCCAACUAUGACGAGAACGGCGCUUGGCCCGUCAUGCUGGACGAGUUCGUCGAGUGGUUCCGGCAGGAGCACGGCCUGACGGCCCAGCCGACCGACGCCACCAUGGAAGCGGUGUGAUGGGCGGCCAGGCCGACCCAGGCCGGAGCGAACGGGCCCCGGCCGCCCGGCAGGGCGCGCUCGUGCCGCGCGCCGGCCGGCCGUGCCCCGCUCAUUUUGGCCAAUGCGACGCUUUAGCGCUAUUGUCUCGGCAGGUCGGAGUCCAGUAUUUUCGGAGAGAGACGCGGCCGUAGCGGCAGCCCAGAGGACGUGCUGGCCGCCGCUGGCCGUGCUCGGUUAGUCGCCAUUGCGUGUUUCCCCGCACCCGGCUGUGAACGGUGGAACGGCUGGUGUUUGUGACCUUCGUAGGUCGCCCGUGUCGAUAAGCGCUGUCCAGGUCUUGGCUCAAAUCGCCCCCGUGCAGUCUCGUGAGGUUUUUCUGCUCGAUAGCAAGUGAAUUUGCGUUGUUCGAGUGAAGUAAAAUGUGAAUGCUCCCUUUAAUGGAUGGACCAAGGUGUGCGUGGGGGCGAGCCCUCGGGGGGGGGGGGGGGCAACGUUUACACCUCAUGCUGGGUCUGUUUGUUUCUAGGCUCGUUUCCUGCGCCCGUCUCAUGCCAGGAGCUUCCCUUGUAGAAUGGGGCGCACGGAGCGUACGUUCUUGCUCAAUUCCGUUCGGCUAAGUCUUUGAUUCGUGACUCUCCACCUCGUGUGAUGAUUUCAUGUCGAAGCCUGAUGUUAUGUGCAUGUGAUUACAGGGGGGCUGUAUCAGCCUCCGUCUCUUGUGUCACAUCGCCGCGAUGUUUACGUUUGCGACCACCGGCGUGGUGCUGCCGUCGAC